This is a messenger RNA of Hibiscus syriacus, 1536 nucleotides long. Its product is annotated as transcription factor bHLH112-like. Gene Ontology annotation, biological process: regulation of transcription by RNA polymerase II. The transcript has 5 exons. Lineage: Eukaryota; Viridiplantae; Streptophyta; Magnoliopsida; Malvales; Malvaceae. Gene Ontology annotation, molecular function: DNA-binding transcription factor activity, RNA polymerase II-specific; protein dimerization activity; RNA polymerase II cis-regulatory region sequence-specific DNA binding. The record is from RefSeq and is a predicted model, not a curated record. Bases 1 to 1305 code for a protein of 434 amino acids. Gene Ontology annotation, cellular component: nucleus.
AUGGCAGAUGAAUUUCAUCCCAGUAUUUGUGGCGGAGCGUGGUGGAAUUCGAUGAAACACGUGUUAACAGGUUGUUCUCCGCCGUGUUACACGACGGUUGCUGACAUGGGAAGCUUUGGACAUGGCACAGAUACGGUGGAUAUCAAGGCAAGGUCUCAUGAAGAAUCGAUUAAGAAUCCCGUUUCUGAUGUUGGAUCCAUUGUUUUACAUGAUCAUCCUCCUUCUCAUCGGAAACUUCAGCAAGCUGAUUCCAAUAGUGGUGGCACUGGCUGCGGCAUUUUGAUGGAUUCUACUUCACAAAUGAUGGGGUUUGACCUUCCAUCAUCGGCAACUUCGGACUGGAACUUGUCCGUUAAUGGGAGAACCGAGAGCUAUAAUUUGAUUCUUGAAGAAGAUAUUGAUUCAAGGUUGAGUUAUCGGCAAGAAACAGGUAUGGGUUCUUCUCAAAUCCUUAAGAAUUGGAGUCCAAAGAGCUAUUCAAUCCCUGGGGAAGAUUUUCCAUCGGAUCAACCGGGGUUGACUUCGACGACCGGCUCCGGUAAUGGUAUAGCGACGUGCUUGGGAUUAUCAACAGGGUUUCCAAUUGCUUCGGUAUCGUAUGAGUACCCAUCAACACUGUUACAAAGUUUGUUUGAAUCCGAUUCCGAUCCUCGAACUCCACAGCAAUCACUUUUCAACAACCGGUUGUCAAUCGGCUUUACGUCGUCCGCAACAUCACCUCUCAUAAGGCCGUCGUUGCCGGAGCAGCAGCCAAGUAGCUUGCAGUUCUCCAACUACACACCCUUCUGGAACGCCUCUGCCACGGCCAUAAAAGACGUCAAGGCCGGCCUUUUACCCUCGCCGAAAUCACAGUUUUCCGAAGAAGUUCGAAACUUGGGGUCGGCGAUGAAGAAAGGAAGCAGUGAACCUGCAUUCAAGAGGCCAAAGCUUGAAACACCAUCUCCAUUACCAACUUUUAAGGUUCGGAAAGAGAAGCUGGGGGACCGAAUCACAGCGCUCCAGCAAUUGGUUUCACCUUUCGGAAAGACUGAUACCGCAUCUGUUCUCUAUGAAGCCAUUGAAUACAUCAAGUUCCUCCAUGAUCAAGUCAAUGUUCUAAGUACUCCAUAUAUGAAACAAGCAGCAGCUUCCAUACAACAAGAGGUAUAUGAACAAAGAAAAGAUGAGUUGAAAGAUCCAGAUGAGCCAAAACAAGAUCUAAGAAGCCGAGGGCUAUGUUUGGUGCCGGUAUCGAACACAUUCCCUGUUACCAACGAGACCACUAUCGAUUUCUGGACGCCAACUUUUGGUGGAACAUUGAGGUAAAAGGAAGUGGCGGUCCAAAGAUGGUAGGCAGACACGAACUCAGUGCUGGGCCAGCUGCUAGCAAGAGAAUGAUGGCGAGCAAAGCCUUUGAUAGUUAAACGUAAAGAUAAUCACAGGUUCUUUUUUUCUAUUGGUUCUUUAAGUAAUCAAUGUUUUAGUUAUUAAGCAACGGGAACAAGUGCUAAAUUCAGCGAAGAUGGACAUUUUAAGUAACGAUUAUUUAUUUUAUUG